UGCUCUCUCUCUCACUGGGCCCUGUCACUUUGUCCCUCUGCUUCGCUAACACAGCCUCCUCUUCUGCCUGGCAGGGGCCACCACAGCUCUUUCACUCCUUCAGGUGCCUGUACCUGCUCUACGCAGGGUACUGCAGCUGAUGUUGAAGCUCCUGCAUGCCCGGCAGUAAACAUAUCGGUUAAUUGUUUUCCAAAAUAAAUAAUUUACGUUACACCGGCCACAAAGGUGCUCGGCCCACCGAGCAUUUGCCCGCAUGCCAGAUUACCAGUCCAGCCCUGCAUCAGGUACUAAUAAAAUACUUACCGGUUCCUACGAGUACUUAGGUAGGUACAGUGGAAGAAAACAAGCUUAUGGGAAACAAUUCUAAAAGAAUUUUAGAGGAAAAGUAUGUUGUAAACAGUGGGGUACAGUACUGGGAAGCAAAACUGAUGUUUGGGGAAAAAUGGUCCCCACUUCAUAUUACUGGCUUGUUCUCACUUUACAAAGAGUACAAAACGCAGAACAGUCAGCUGAGAAAUCGGUCAAAGCGUUUACUUUCAGGGGUCUUUAAAAAAGGAGACAAGAAUCUGGUAUCUAACAGAAAGGAAGUCAACCACCUUCUCUUGCACUGCAGUUUUUUUAGGUCAGUUUGCACAAGAGAAUCAAGUCUCUUUACGGUAAAACGACGUGAUGCCACAUGGUUGGCAUGUAAUUCUAAAAGUCUUUAUUUUCAGAAAUCAAUCCUCCAGAGCUUGUUUUUUGAAGACAUGUUAACACUUUAUUAUCCUAGUAGUGUUUAAAUACUUUCCAUCCAGACGUCAGGCUUAUUGUGCCAGCUUUUAUGCAACAUACCCCACAGGUUACACACUAAGCACGCAAUCACAACCAGAUGUUGAGCUUCUCACCAAGCUCUCGAUCCCUUGGAUUGAAUUUCUCAGAAUGGGGCUGCUGCUCUGGGACCAGUUUGGCACUCAUUUGGUGUUGAGCAUCUUAUUGAUAUGUGACCUUACCAGUGGUCCUAAAUCAGUGCCUUGUUUGUAGACACUCCAUUUGUGGACUCCUGCCCCACCUCCUAAGCAGAGCAGCAGAGACGCACUGGUCUCAAGCCUCCAAAAACUUUAACUGCACAGGACAGUUUUUGAGAUUACUGAAAGCCAUGAGGAAUUUGGUCUUGGUGUUUUUGGGACUGCUUCUGUUUCCUCAGCAGGCACAUAGCAAGGCAAAUUGCAAGCCAGUAACUGCCAGCUUUUGUCAAAGUGUGGGUUACACCACCACCCUCCAUCCAAGUGGAGUUACAGGCUUCAGCCUGCAGCAGACUGCUCAGAUUGUGGAGACUGCUUGUUCACCGGAGGUCGCCACACUCAUGUGUCGUGUUGUUGUGCCUGAAUGCGGCUCGGAGGACGACAGCCGGAUGAAGCCGUGCCGAGCUCUCUGUGAGAAGGUCAAGAGAGACUGCGAUCCUGCCCUCAAAGCAAAGCGGUUGUUCUGGCCAAUGAGGCUCCGAUGUGAAACUUUACCAGAGUCUAACUGUGUAGGCCUACAGAGUCAAGAAAGAUCUGUCACUCCGACAUCCGCUGCAGCAUGUCAGCCAAUCACGGUCCCACUCUGCAAAGACCUGCUUUACACUGACACUGUGCUGCCCAACAUUCUGCGCCACAAAACUCAGGACGAAGCAGGGGCGGACAUACAACAGUUUGCACCACUUGUAAAAGUGGAGUGCUCUCUUCAUCUGAAGCCGUUCUUGUGCUCCGUCUACACUCCUGAGUGUGUGUCAGGGAAACCUCGGCCGCCCUGCAGAACGAUCUGUGAGCAUGCGAGGUCCGGCUGUGAAUCACUGAUGAACAGGUUUGGCAUUCAGUGGCCUGAAGCCCUCAGGUGUGAAGCAUUUACCACGGAGUCCUGUGAACAAGUCCAAGACACCAGCUUUGCUCUAACAUCCCUGGCAGCAUGUCAGCCAAUCACGGUCCCUCUCUGCAAAGACCUGCCUUACACUGAGACUGUGCUGCCCAACAUUCUACACCACAAAACUCAGGACGAAGCAGGGCUGGAGAUGCAUCAGUUUGCACCACUUGUACAGGUGGCAUGCUCUCCUUAUCUGAAGCCGUUCUUGUGCUCUGUCUACACUCCUGAGUGUGUGUCAGGGAAACCUCGGCCACCCUGCAGAACGAUCUGUGAGCAUGCGAGGUCCGGCUGUGAAUCACUGAUGAACAGGUUUGGCGUUCAGUGGCCUGAAGCCCUCAGGUGUGAAGCAUUUACCACGGAGUCCUGUGAACACUAUGGCGUGGGCAGCAGUGGGGGGGUCUGUGAGCCCAUCACCAUACCGAUGUGCCAGGGCCUGUCCUACAACCAGACCAUCACUCCAAAUCUUCUGGGACACACAAGUCAAAGAGAAGCAGUUGGGAAGAUGUCCUUUUUCAACUCAAUCGUGCAAACUGUGUGCUCAGUGGACAUACGCCUCUUCGUGUGCAUGGUGUACGCGCCCCAGUGUGUGGCGGGGGAAGUGCAGCGGCCCUGCAGGUCAUUCUGUGAGAGAGCCAAACAGGGCUGUGAGGGUUUGAUGACCAGUUUUGGCGUUUACUGGCCAGAUGAGCUGAAGUGUAACUCAUUCCCAGAGGAAAUGUGUAUAUCAGAAGACAGCAGACCUGAGAUGUUGAGAGCUGAAGGCAUUCUUGCUAGGCUGAACGCUGGUGGCUAUUCUGUUCGUGGCAAAUCACUGAGUCUCAAGACAGCCCGCCUACUGUUGACCCUCACGGAUGCAGACAAGUCUAGAGACGUGGAUGUGGCGGAGUUCUUCAGACUGGAGCACUAUGUAGCUAUCACCAGGAGGGAGUAUGUGGAGAGCUACGAGAGCAGGAACCCACCCUCCGUCACUCAAACCCAAAUGAAAAAGGCUCUGACUGCCCGUGAGUUCAAUUUAGAUGAGGACACCUUCAGAGUUCUGUGGCACGACUACAGCUCCACAGGUGGGAUCGACUACGAUGAGUAUAUGGCCGUCAUGACAAAACUUCAGAUUCUCAGAGAACGUUUCAAGGCCCAUCUGCUGGGUCUGCCAUGUGACUGUGAGGUCGGCAGCUUCUCUUUCAAGCAGUUCAUGAAAUCAGCCAUAAUCUGAGGAUCAAACGGCAGCCGAGCUGAAUGGACCAGAGGAGGAAUGUUUUUUAGAAAUUGGUAGCAUAAGUGUUUAGUAACACAGAACUGUAGGGACCAUAUAUAUAUGGUUAUGAAUCCAUUCAUAAACAAACCGUCAUUCUUAUGAAGUACAGAAACAUUUAAGGAGCAUUAAGCCCUGAAAAUAAACUGUGGAUUCUCAUCUGUUUCUUAUCAA
Micropterus salmoides (largemouth bass) is the source of this 3304-nucleotide messenger RNA. RefSeq lists its product as uncharacterized. Gene Ontology annotation, molecular function: Wnt-protein binding; Wnt receptor activity. The record is from RefSeq and is a predicted model, not a curated record. The transcript has 11 exons. Bases 1136 to 3091 code for a protein of 651 amino acids. Gene Ontology annotation, biological process: non-canonical Wnt signaling pathway; canonical Wnt signaling pathway. Gene Ontology annotation, cellular component: plasma membrane. Lineage: Eukaryota; Metazoa; Chordata; Actinopteri; Centrarchiformes; Centrarchidae.